This is a messenger RNA of Oncorhynchus masou masou (cherry salmon), 921 nucleotides long. RefSeq names its product odorant receptor 131-2-like. Gene Ontology annotation, cellular component: membrane. Gene Ontology annotation, biological process: detection of chemical stimulus involved in sensory perception of smell; G protein-coupled receptor signaling pathway. NCBI's taxonomy places the organism in Eukaryota, Metazoa, Chordata, Actinopteri, Salmoniformes, Salmonidae. The coding region runs from base 37 to 921 and encodes 294 amino acids. The record is from RefSeq and is a predicted model, not a curated record. Gene Ontology annotation, molecular function: odorant binding; G protein-coupled receptor activity; olfactory receptor activity. The transcript has a single exon.
AGCUUUAGCACCGCCUUGACCAAGAACAUUGUGGCCAUGCUGGUGUGGCUGGCCCUAAGUUUUAUCAACGUAAGUAUGGUCCACACCUUCCUCAAGCAUAACUUUUUCUAUGAGGACCCGCGCUACAUCAUGUUCAUCUAUAUGGUCAUAAAUGACGCCCUGCAGCUCACCCUGGUAACGGCACUGUACGUAGUCAGCUACAUUUUCUUCAAGAUCCAUGCUUCCGUGUGCUGCCUGCUGGUGAUGACUGCCGUUUUGACCACACGCUCCACCCCUCUCAUAUUAGCCGGUAUGGCCGUGGAGCGCUACCUGUCUAUCUGUUUCCCCUUACACUACGGGCACACAUGCACGGUGUCACGCACCAUUGCCCUCAUCGUGGUCAUCCUGUUCUUAACGGUGGCCGUGCCUCUCACUGACCUCCUGGUCACACUCAUCAAGGAGCCCCUGGGCUUCUUUCACACCUCCGUCUUCUGUGAUCACUCCCUCAUCUUCCGGGACCGCUCCAUCUACUACAAGAACGCUGUGUUUGACAGCAUCUAUUUUUCCUUUGUGACUCUCACGCUGCUCUACACUUAUUGUAAGAUCAUGCUAACGGCACAUGCUGCCUCCACGGACCUGGUGUCCAUAAAGAGGGCAAGGAAUACAGUGCUACUCCACGGGGUGCAGCUGCUGCUGUGCAUGCUGGCUUUUGUAGUCCCCUCUCUGCAAGCAGCCCUCAUCGCUCUCUUCCCACAGUUUGUCCUGGAGAUCCGUUACAUCUUUUUCCUGCUGGUCUACAUCAUCCCACGAUUCCUCAGCCCCAUGAUCUACGGUUUCAGGGACGAGAAGUUCCGCAAAUACUGGGCAAGGUACCUGACGUGUCGUAGGAACAAUAUAUCCAGAUUGUGGCCAGCUAUGAAAGUGAAUCUCAAGUUCAGGUGA